Messenger RNA from Uncinocarpus reesii 1704, 927 nucleotides. RefSeq lists its product as uncharacterized. Gene Ontology annotation, biological process: endoplasmic reticulum organization; Golgi organization; endoplasmic reticulum to Golgi vesicle-mediated transport. The transcript is spliced from 4 exons. Bases 1 to 927 code for a protein of 308 amino acids. NCBI's taxonomy places the organism in Eukaryota, Fungi, Ascomycota, Eurotiomycetes, Onygenales, Onygenaceae. Gene Ontology annotation, molecular function: D-mannose binding. The record is from RefSeq and is a predicted model, not a curated record. Gene Ontology annotation, cellular component: Golgi membrane; COPII-coated ER to Golgi transport vesicle; endoplasmic reticulum membrane.
AUGGAGGAAAUGAUUGUUGGAACGCAUGGCAUUUAUGAUGCGCCUCGCUUUGAUGGGUUGGGUAUCACCAUCGAUAGCUCACAAGGGAGGGGAAUGGUGCGUGGCUUUUUAAAUGACGGUACCACCGAUUAUAAAAGCCAUCGGAAUGUCGACAGCCUAGCAUUUGGGCACUGCGAAUAUAAUUAUCGUAACCUUGGAAGGCCGUCGCAGAUCACCAUCAAACAAACGGGGUUUUCAUUUGAGGUGUCCGUGGAUGGGAGAAGUUGUUUCCAGACCAAAAAGGUCUUUCUUCCAAAGGGGAAUGUCUUCGGGAUCAGCGCCUCGUCCACGGAUAAUCCCGAUUCUUUCGAGGUCUUCAAAUUCCACUUGUCUCAUCCCCAAUCUGACAGCGGCAAUGCUGCAAAAAACCAACGGAGCCAUCAAGCUCAGAAGCCACCGGUUCAGAAGAGUGGGAACAACCAGCAAGCCUCUCACGAUGGGGUUUCAGGAGUUCAAUCCGAGAUCAAAGAUAUCCAAGAUCGUCUCCAAAGACUCAGUGGCGCAACGGACAGGCUCUUGAAUGAACUUGCUUCCCUCUCCAAGAAAUUCGAUGACCGUCACCAAGAAAUGUCCCACAGCGCGGCUAAUCGCGAUCAAGUUAGCAGUGUGGACCAGAGAAUUAUGAGACUUGAGAGAAUGGUCGAAAGUGUCCAAAAGGAUCUUGCAAGUAAGAACUAUGAGGUCCACUUCACCAAGUUGGAGCAAGCCUUGCAUCAUUCACACUCUGGGCUGCUUGAAAAUCUACAUGAUUCCUCGCACCGUAUCCUCUCCUCCGCUCCUCGCAUGGGUUUCUUCAUCUUCCUGAUCGUGGGACUCCAAGUGUCGCUUGCCGGAGCGUAUAUCUUUUACAAGAGACGCCGCUCCCACAUGCCCAAGAAGUUCCUGUAA